ACACGAAAGAGAACCCAACUUUUAGGGUUUAUCAGACCCUCGUUCUUCAAUAAUCAUCAACAGCCAUGCCGAAGCACUACAGACCUGCUGGGAAGAAGAAGGAAGGCAACGCCGCCAGAUACAUCACCAGGUCUCAAGCUGUCAAGUACCUUCAAGUCAGCCUCUCUGUUUUCAGGAGAUUAUGUAUCUUCAAAGGUGUUUUCCCGCGGGACCCGAAGAAAAAAGUGAAGGGAAACCACCAUACUUAUUAUCACAUGAAGGAUAUCUUGUUUCUUAAACAUGAGCCACUUCUUGAUAAAUUUCGUGAGAUGCGAGCGUAUGAGAAAAAGGUUAAGAAAGCUGUGUCUAAGAAGAACAAGGAUCUUGCUGAACGGUUGUUGACUAGAAAGCCUACUUACACUCUUGAUAUGCUUAUUCGAGAGAGAUAUCCGAAGUUCAUUGAUGCAUUAAGAGAUUUGGAUGACUGUCUUACAAUGGUGCACCUUUUCGCUGCCUUACCUGCUAUAGAAAGGGAAAAUAUUCAAGCAGAAAGAAUCCACAACUGUCGAGGGUUAAGCCUUGAGUGGCAGGCGUAUAUCUCCCGUACACAUAAAUUGCGAAAGGCUUUCAUAUCAGUGAAAGGAAUAUAUUACCAGGCAGAGGUUGAAGGUCAAAAGGUGACAUGGUUGACUCCUCAUGCACUCCAACAAGUCAUGCCUCAAGAUGUGGAUUAUAAGAUCAUGCUUACCUUCUUGGAAUUUUAUGAGACUCUCCUUGGUUUUGUUAAUCUCAGACUAUAUCAUUCAAUUAAGUUGAAAUAUCCACCUAUUCUUGAUCCUCGAUUGAAAGCUUUAGCCGCAGAUUUAUAUGCUUUGACAAGAUACGCUGAUGCUAAAGACCGAGCAAUUGGAGCAAAUGAUGAGGAAUCUGAGCUUAGGUUAGCACAGCUUCAGGACCAACUUCCUGCUAAUGAACCUGGUGCAUUAAUGCACCUUGUUGAAAACGUUGCUGAUGAUAACGAAGAUGAUGAAGAAACGAUAGCCUGCAAAACACUCUUCCAGAAUAAAACAUUUUUCUUGGGUCGUGAGGUUCCAAGGGAAUCGUUGCUGUUUGUGAUUACUGCAUUUGGUGGUGUGGUUUCAUGGGAAGGUGACGGGGCUCCAUUUGACGAAUCUAAUCAGGACAUUAAUUAUCAAAUUGUGGACAGGCCAACUCAAAGCCACAGGUUCAUUUCAAGAGACUACGUACAGCCACAAUGGGUAUUUGAUUGUAUAAAUGCGCGUAUCAUACUACCAACUGAAGAGUACAUGGUUGGGAAGGUUCUACCACCACAUUUGUCACCAUUUGUUGACAAUGAAGCGGAAGGGUACGUACCUGAAUAUGGAGAAACCAUAAAAAGGCUUCAAGCAGCCGCAAGAAAAGAAAUCCUUCCAAUGCCAGGUGGCGAACACGAUGAUCUUGAGAAUUCGCAGAAUCUACUUGCUGAAGGUAUCAACGACAGGACAAAAGCUAAAGCUGCUGCUGAGAAAAAACAAGAGAUGGCGCUUCAUGAAAAACAAUAUCAUCAAGAACUAAAGGAGGAAUUAGAAGGAAUGCAGUAUACACCAGAUCCUAAUAUCGAUGACGACGUUAAAAGCAAUGUUGAAGAAAAUACAGAUGAUGUGUCCCCAGAGCAGCUUGUUAAGGAUGAUGAGAAUAUGGCUAUGCUUUCAAUGUCCCGUAAACAGAGAGGACUUUAUGAAGCGAUUAAGAUUUCACAACAAAGGAAAAGGGCAAACGUGGAAACACUAGAGAGAAGGAAGAAAAAUAUUCAAAAAAACAAGAAAACAUCAGAUUGAAAGAUGGUAUAUGAGUCGGGUUGCUGCUUUUCCGAAUGAUAAAUUAUUUUUUUGUAGUUACAUUCUGUUUUUGUUGGAACCUAUUGAAAUCUGAUAUCUUGAAUUAGUACAAGAUAUCAGAUCAAAUUACAAACUCUAGCGGUUCAGAAGCUAGCAAUUUUUGAUCUCGAUGCUUUUCUCCUUCAGAAUCAACUCAUUGAAAGUCCAGAUGCCGAAUGCA
Helianthus annuus (common sunflower) is the source of this 2037-nucleotide messenger RNA. Its product is annotated as pescadillo homolog. Gene Ontology annotation, biological process: maturation of LSU-rRNA from tricistronic rRNA transcript (SSU-rRNA, 5.8S rRNA, LSU-rRNA); ribosome biogenesis. Gene Ontology annotation, molecular function: RNA binding. The transcript is spliced from 13 exons. The record is from RefSeq and is a predicted model, not a curated record. Gene Ontology annotation, cellular component: PeBoW complex; nucleolus. The coding region runs from base 66 to 1817 and encodes 583 amino acids. Lineage: Eukaryota; Viridiplantae; Streptophyta; Magnoliopsida; Asterales; Asteraceae.